Molecule: messenger RNA, 2428 nt
Organism: Scaptodrosophila lebanonensis
Lineage: Eukaryota; Metazoa; Arthropoda; Insecta; Diptera; Drosophilidae
Product: protein hemingway
Exons: 4
Coding region: 257-2335 (692 amino acids)
Biological process (GO): spermatogenesis
Source: RefSeq, a predicted model, not a curated record
AGUUUCGGCAGUUCUCUACAAAUAUUACAGAAAGGCACACGUAUUAUAUUAUUUAUCAGGUUUUUUGAAAAAAUACAACCGAACCGUAUCUCUCUAUAAACGAACAACUUUAGUUUUGCGCUGCCACACAAUAGCAACAAUAAAGACUACAGCAAACAACACAUUAAGAAACAAAUAUUAGGAAUCACACAUUCACACCAACUACAAGAGUUGAACAUCAUUUGGGAGUUCAACCUUUCUAUAUUUAUAAAAUAAAAUGACGCAAGCACCAGCGAAUUCCGACGAUGACCUUUAUAAUGAUGAUGCCUUUGAGGAGGACUCCACAUCGGAGCUUGAAGAAUUUGGCGAUGAAGAGGAGGAAGUGGAAGAAGUGGAGGAGACAAUAGCUGUGGAGUCCGAAGCUAUUGAUUCCGAGGCUGUAGAAUCAGAGGCCGAGAGCGAUACACCCAGUGAGAGCGAUGUCGAAGCCGAAUUCAUUCGGGGCAACCCACAUGCUCGCCGUCAGCAGAUUUAUAGUAACCAGCUCUCUGGUGGCGGUUUCAAUCGCAAACGCAUGAUGGCCUAUCCCAGUUCCUCAUCCGAAGAUGAGGGUAGAGUGGUCCGCACCAAGACAGUGGUGGAAGUAAAUAGAAUGACGCUAAGUGUGGAGCAAACAGACGAUGAUACGCCGUCUGUACGUACGCUCGUUCCCAUGAGCAGUCGAGCGGGUGAAUUAAUGGUCAACGAGCCAGAUAUUGACGAAGAGGAAGAGGAGACGGACGAAAGUGAUAAUCAGGAGCAUAAUGAUGAUGAUGAGGACGUUGUGCAACGUCGUGUCAAUGAUGAGGAUAUUGAAUAUGAAAAGUUCUUAGAAGUUGAUGAAGAAGCCGAAGAGGAGCAGUAUGUGGAGUACCCAGAUGAGGACGAACAAGAUGUCGAAGAACAUGAUGAAGAUGGGGAAUUGAGUGAUGUUCGAAUGGGUCGAAGGGUAGUGAUAGAGGAGGAGGAGGAGCAAAGUGACCCUGAGACCGACACCGAGGGAGAGGAACAGAAGGAUUCCGAUGAGGAACAGGCAGACAAUGCGAUUGAUCUACAAAAUGGUGAGGACACAGAUGGAUAUAGUGUGGAUACCUUUGAGCCCGGACUGAAUUCGAAGAGACAGCCCAAUCGUGCCAAAGCUGGUGCGGGAGAAGGCAAUGAAACGGACAUCACAUUGACGCCAAGAGAAUCAGACAGUGUUGCAGCGCAGCCCACGAAACAUUUUGGCAAGACAAAGAUUCCGAAAAAAGUACAGAAGGCUUCGGCAAGAAAACCCUUACCAACCUAUACCUACGAGAAGGAUAAGCUAGCCAUUGCCAGCACCAACUCUCACAUAGAACAAUUUCUCACCGCACAGGAGGAUGAAGACGACGACGAGGACGAUGAUGCGGCUGAUGAGAGCAUGGUUACACAACGUCUAGAUGCGCUCAAGGCCGAUGCAGCCGCUGUUAAAUUUCUGGAACAACAAAUGUCCCAGAUGUCUGAGAUGAUUAUGAAAUCGUUUCGCAUAAGUGGCGAUGCACCCAACGACAACCCCAUGGAGCAGUUGAAUCGUGCAUCAGAGCUGCUGGCACAGCGUCCUCAGCUUGGAUCAAGCGAUGAGCUGCCGCUGUUGCCCGAAGAGACAGACGAGGAAAUAGCAGAGUCGGAACCCAGUCGACCCGAAACGGACCAAUCGAUAGAGCCAAACUGUGAUACAGAUAACAUAACAUCGCCAAAUCCUUUGCGUAGCUCCAUGGAGACACUGAAUACCGUGCGUACGGCUAAGCUGCAAAGGCCGAAGUGUCGUUGUCCCACGCUUGUGGAAGGUAAGGGUACGAUUACAGGUCUGGAUCCGGGAUUUCUGCUAGACGAGUGCGGCCAGGGCGAUGGCCUGCGGCAUCACCAUCAUCAUCAACGACACUAUCCACAUGAGGUCAAUUGUCGUGUUUCCAGCGCGACUCCCACUAGUUUCAAUAGUGAUUCUUGCGCCUAUCACAUCGAUCUCAAGCGUCCCCGCUCCUCCACAGACAAAGUCAACUACAAGAAUUUAGGUCGCAAAAGCUUCAGCUUCACCAAUGCCCAAGUGCGCGAAAUCGAGCGCCAGAAUCAUAUACUUCUCAAGAAAAUGAUGACCAUAAAGCCGACCAUUAAGGCGACUCCAGCCCAGCCGGCUAGCAACCAACAGCAGGCCAAGAAGAAGCUUCCACCGCCCUCUACGCGCACUACAAGUGCGGCCGUGAAUCGCAAGAAAUAUCAGCGACAGAUCGAUAUGGACAACGAUGUGCUCAAGCGCAAGUUGGAAGCCAUUGGAACGCGUAGGCCGAUCUUUAAAUGAGGCACUUUUAUGCGCUCAAUUGGCGAUUAAUUUAGGAAUGUUAAAAACGAAUUUACAAAAUUAAAAUUUAUUGCAAGGUUAAAAACGUAAAAA